AUGCCACCCAAGACUCCCAAGAAAGCUGCCAGCGGCCUCCCGGGAGGAGAAGAUGUCACCCUCACCGCUCGUAACAUUCAAGCCCUUGGUGCUGCUCUCCGGACCAUCGAAAACUUUGACGUCAAGUACAAGGCCGUUGGUGAAGAGAUUGGCAUUACCAAUCCUAGCAACGCUCAGCGUGGUGUUCGAGAAGCAUUGAAGAAGCUUGGACUUGAUACCACAGGUGGCAAGAUCUACGCUCUAAACGACGAGGCUGCCGCCGCUACACCUACCAAGAUCAGCAAGACUGCCAAGUCCAAUAGGAGCACUAAAGCUAAUGGUCAGAAGCGCAAUCCCGCUGAUAAAGAUGGUGACGUCAAGACGGGUGAUGAGGAGAAUAUCAAGAAGCCAAAAGUUGACGCUGAGCAGGGCGAUCUCAAGAAGCGCAAGAUCGAGAAGGAUGAAGGUUGA
Molecule: messenger RNA, 450 nt
Organism: Cyphellophora attinorum
Lineage: Eukaryota; Fungi; Ascomycota; Eurotiomycetes; Chaetothyriales; Cyphellophoraceae
Exons: 2
Coding region: 1-450 (149 amino acids)
Source: RefSeq, a predicted model, not a curated record